UUGACGCAUUCGCUGUUGAGCAUUGGAGUAGUCAAGUAGAGUGCUACUCACUACAGUGUGGUAGUGUGUUGGGAGACGAGUGACGAUCAAUAAUAUUACGAAAAUGAGUUGGUGAAUGCCGUAUAUUCGUUUACGAACAUUCUUAGUCACGAAGCCAUGCUAUCUAUUGAUUACGAAAGGCUUCAAUUUGAACCGGAUAAUUAUGCUAAAUGUUUUUACGAAUUAUUCAAGACUACCGCCGAAAAUGAAAGAGUUAAAAGUGAUUGGAAAAAAUGUAAAAAAUCAAGAAUCAAUAAAAGGAAGGAAAAGAAAAAGUUUGAGAUAAAUGGAGAUUCAAGCUACACAGGUCCACCAGAAAUCGAAUUAUCAAGCAAUGCAUCAGCUUUUGCCGUAUUUGCUAGUGUUAGAGAUGCCAUCCUGGAAAAGAAUUCUAGAGUUUCUAAUGAAACAUUUAGAGCUUCCACUUGUAGCUCGCCACAGCCACCAGAGCUUAGUGAUACGAUUGAUACUGAUAGCGAUGAUGAAGACAGGAUAUCAUCGACUCAAACAUUACCAAAGAUCGUUGGCAUUGGGUUGAGAAGUAUUUUUACGUUGAUGAGAGAGAGCCGAACAAUAGAACCGCUUUUAUGUACUAAAUCCCUGAGUGCCUUGUUGGAUGUUCUCCAGGGCCAAAUGCCCGAGAGUUUAAAAUCCGAACCUGAAGAUGUCAUCGAUCCUUUAUUUGAUCUUCUUCUGGAUCUUGCCACUUCUCAUGGACCGGAAUCAACAGUAGCAAACGAUGGAAAACAUUUGACUGCUGUAGCUUGUGCAUGUUUAUUGAGUUUAGUUGUAGUUCGUGGAAAUACUGGAAGACUUUUAACAGCAAUAGCAGCUCUUCUAAUGUGCCCUAGAGCUUUAGCAACUCAAAAUAUUCAAAUGCCAGCUGUACUAGCAUCUCUUCAACGUAGUGUCGAAGCUGUGUUGUUAGGGAAAGUUUCACGACCUGAUUGGAUGACAUAUGGUAUCCCGAAAAGUUCAAAAAUCUAUAAAUUUACCCUUGGAUUACCCAGUGAAAUUCAUAAUGUUAUAUUAAAUGGUAAAAGUUUCGUCAGUGAUGGGAAAUUUUUGUACCUUCACACUAAUAGGGGGUUGUUAAAAAUCGGUAGUGGUUAUGGGGGAACGAUUGGGGGACAAUUAUAUGGACACAAACCGGAUUUCUUCCCUACUGAAGUUGGAUGGCUAGGCUAUGCAAGUGGAUCUUUGUAUUUUAAAUGUGCUCCUAAGAAGCAUUGCGAACUUUUAGAGUUGGAUGCAGAAACUUUAACAGUAAGAGGAAUUGCAGUUCUUGAGGGUAGAGAUUGGCCUUCAUCUGUGAUGUUUUCCGAUGGUAUUAAUUUGGGCAUGAUCACAGCCGGGAAAGAUGAUGGUUUUGUUGUACGAACGAUAAAUACAUUAAGUAGUCCAGUCUCUGUAACAUCAGAAUUACCUCUAAAACUUGCAAGAAAGUGUGUAGAUACAUUUGGCUGGGCAUUAUUUGAUGAAGAGCAAGGAGCACAUACUUUAAGUCCUGGCAGUGAUGAUGAAAUAUUAACAGUGACUGCUGGUAAAGAGUUUUGUGUGUUGAAAACUUCAUCUGGAAAAUUACUAUAUACUGGAAAAGGCAGUUGUUUAGGAAUGAAGAAUAACACUCGACCAAAUCGUUGGCUAGAAUUUACGAUAAGCAAAGGGUCGAAAAUUUCCCAAGUAGUUGCGGGUCAUGAUGGUCAGCAUCUUAUUCUAGUCUUGGAAGAUGGGUCUGCUUUAUUCGCGGGAACUGCACGUAGAGGAGAAGACGGUGAUAACAAUAAAGUCCGUCGAGCUUCAAAGCCAGUAAAACCAAAGAAAAUGCUUAGGAUUGAUGGCCAGUUUAUUGUUGAUGCAGCAUGUAAUAAUGGAUCUACAGCACUCGUAUCUAAAGAAGGUUUAUUGUUAAUGUUCGGUAAAGAUACGCUUCAUAGUGAUCCUGCAUCGGGGGUUGUUAAUGAUCUCAAAGACGUAAUAGUUCAAAAAGUAGCAUUAGGAAAAGCUCAUGCAGCUGUGGUGACUAAUAAAGGGCAUCUAUAUACUUUUGGAAUUAAUAACAAAGGACAAUGUGGUAGAGACUUUUCUGUUGUUCGUCAACCCAAUAAAGAAGUGACAGUAGUAGCUAUGGAAACUGGAGCUGGAGAGGAUGAACUACUUGUUGCUGAAGAAGAAAGUGGAGAACAAGGAGAAGAAUGGGAAGAGGCUCGAGGUAUGUGUCCACCAGGUCAGCAUCAAUGGAGACAUCGAACUUGCAUGGUCUGCACAGUAUGUCGUGAAUGCACGGGUUUUGGUAUAUCUUGUUUAACCAGUAUUGUGCCUAAUCGGAAUCCAAAACGACCUGGCCAGGAAUGUGGCUGUGGCGUUGGCGACAGUGGUUGUGCUGAAUGUGGUUGCUGUAAAAUUUGCGCUCGUGAAAGUUGUGAUAAUGGUGGUGAUAUGGCAGUUUUUGGACCAUCAGGCGGUGGAGAUUUAGGCAUGAUGAGAUUGCACAUGUUGUUUGAAGGACGUUCUGGAUCAAACUUUAAAGAGUACCUGAAGAGACGUUUAGAAGAGCGAAAACAACGCCAGAGAAUUAAAGCUGGGCCUAGUGUUGUUCAAUGGUCAGGAAUAAAAAUAAAGGCUUCUAAUAAUCCAAGAUCUGUUGGACCGAGUGUAUUACCUCGAAAAAGUGCGCCAGGAAAAGCUCCAAUAGGUGGAGGUCUUGUAGAAGAAGUUGUUGGAAGUAGUGAUCCUGAAAAAGGAGAAACAGCACGAAUUACGAGUAUCCCUCCAGCUAGAGUACCAAUUCCUAGUAAUAGUCCUGUGAUCCAAGUGUCCUGUGGACUUCACCAUACCGUAGUACUUCUUCAAAACGGUGAAGUUUACAGUUUUGGUAGUAAUAUUUAUGGACAAUUAGGUGUGGGUGACUUAAUCGCUCAUGCGGGUCCUGUUCAAGUAAAAAUACCAGCGAUAGCUACACAAGUAGCAGCUGGAAGCAAUCAUACCGUUAUAUUAACGAAUAAAGGAGAAGUUUAUACGUUUGGAGCUUAUCAGAAAGGUCAAUUGGGCAUGAACUGGUGGAAUGAGUCAAACAUGACACAGAGCAGAAAGUUCGAAAGAUCUCAACCAUGGCAUAGUUUUCCUAACAUUGUACCGAAUAUUGGAAUUCGUUGGGGAAGACGAGCAACAUGGGUUGGUGCAGCUGGAGAUCAAACGUACAUCAAGGUAGAUGAAAUAAAUUCGAUCAACCUAUCAAAAAGUACAGUGAUGGCAAACAAAAACUGCAUCAUCUUAAUUCCUCAUUAUCUUGAGCACGCGAAUACAUUCAAGUGUUUAGUGAUAAACAAACGUGAUGGAAGUUGUACAAGUUUUAAUGGCAAUGACCAAGUGGAUUUUUCUCAGAGUGCAGCGUGUUUAGAUUCUCUUUACAAUGUGAUUUGGACGUUUAACCCAUCAACAAGUGAAAUAAGUCCUCAUAAUAUUAUUACUACGGAAGCUCGAAGUAUACCUAAUUUAAGUGCAUCAAUUUUAAGUCCUGCACUAGCUCUUCCAGUUGUUUCUUCCUGUUUCGUAACAAGAACUCAAGCUGCUAUGCAUCUUUUAAGUUGUUUAGAUACUCUCACUCAAGCACAAAAUGAAAAAUUAUCAGUUAUUGAAGAAAAUGAAUUAAAUCAGUCAAAUCACGAUAAAAUUUAUAGUCGUGAAGAUUUUAUGACUGUAAACAGGUUUGAAAAUCAUGGAGGAGGCUGGGGGUACUCAGGUCAUUCAAUUGAAGCUAUCAGAUUUAGUGCAGAUACAGACAUUUUAUUAGGUGGUUAUGGACUUUUUGGAGGUCGCGGUGAAUAUAUGGCAAAAAUAAAACUUUUUGAUAUCGGAAUGGAUGGUGGAGAUCAAGAGAGUGACGGAGAGUUAUUGGUGGAAACUGAAGAAAUACCGUAUGAAUGUGAGCCUCGUCAAAAAUAUUCAAUUUUAUUUGAAGAGCCGAUAGCUUUACAAGCAAAUCGAUGGUAUGUUGCUUGGGUAAGGGUCAGUGGACCUUCUAGUGAUUGUGGAUCUGGUGGUCAAGCGAUGGUUACAUCUGACGAUAAUGUUGUCUUCUACUUUAAGUCUUCAAAGAAGUCUAAUAAUGGUACUGAUGUAAAUGCAGGCCAAAUACCUCAACUUUUGUAUCAGAUCAUUACCCCAGAGAAUCAAUCUCCUAACCGGCCAAGAGACCAAGCAGAACCUGUGUAUAUUUUGCACAGAGAAUUCAGCCGCACGGUAACAAAAGACUGUUUUCAAUCUUUGAUUUCUCUACUUCAAUGGAGUUGGAAUACUUUAAAAGCUGGAUUAUCAGAAUCGGUCCAUCGAUUACCGUCCACCUCUCAUCACUCCGUUUUGGAGAUGGAUCACUUGGUUUAUAUCAGUGAAGCCAGUCUUAGACUUUUAAGAACUUAUACUAAUGAAAUUUAUCCGAACCAACCUGGAAAGAAGACUCCUCAAGAAUCUGUAAGACUUGCUGAAUGUAUUGGAGAAGUUCGUGCUCUACUUCGGCAAAUUCUUUCGGAUUCUGUACAAACAAGUGCUUCUAAAAGCAAAGGAAAGAUUAAAGGUAGUAAAAUUGAUAGAAUAGGAAGUAAUAAAAUGAUCGAACUUAUUCUAGAAGAAUGUCAUAAGACUUUUGUUGCUUGUUAUCAUGCAUUUUAUCCUACUGCCUACUUGAAAUGGACAUCUCUAUGUGAACUAUUAUCAGAGAUUGAUAAAGAACAAGGAACAUCACCAAAGGAUCGAUUAUUAUCAGCAGUUUUAGACUCAUUGUGCAGUUCAUCAAUAAGGUUGCGGUGUACUUUUCCAAUUCUUAGUAAUGUAAUGGACAAUAGUGAUGGUAUCAAGACUCAAUUAAGUCCUUCCGAUAACUCGGGAUUGCCAAUGAUGAAGUCUUCAGAACCUCAUCAAUAUCCUAUUUUAGUGGAACAGAUGAGCUAUAAGUCUCAAGUUGAAAGUACUGGACGUGAAGUUUUAAACUGGUCCUUCCGCGAAGUUCUUGAUAGACUUCUGGAUCUUAUUUUAGUUCCUGUAAAGAAGACUUUAUGCCGUGAAAAGAAUUACUCACUGCCCAAUUUAAUUCUUCACUGCUGUUAUUUACUUGCGCGGGUAAUUGCCGAAUUGGCUGCACAGUCUAGUGGAAAUGAGGAUGAAUUGCAAGCCGUCUGCGGUAGAUUCAUGUACACAACCCCGUCGAGAUUCACACGUACCAAUCAGACAAGAACGUGGAAUACUGGAAAUGGUUCUCCUGAUGCUAUUUGUUUCUCGGUCGAUAGACCUGGUAUAGUUAUUGCAGGAGUGGGGAUCUACGGAGGUGUUGGGAUGUAUAAUUAUGAGCUUGAGCUUUUAGACGACCAAAAUAAUACGGGAAACGAUCCGUCUCAUACACAGAGAUGGAGUAGUCUUGAUUUCAAACGAGGAACGUUUGGUCCUGACGACUGUGUGAACGACAUCGUUGAGCUUAAGUUUUCCAAACCUGUAAGCAUUAAAGAAAACGUUAAGUAUGCUAUAAGACUACGCAAUCAUGGUGGUAGAACGAGCAAUGGUGAUGGUGGUUUGAGCGUCGUUCGUGGACCAGAUGGUACAAACUUUACUUUUACGGCUUGCUCUCUUAGUUUCAAUGGCACGACUCAAACACGUGGACAAAUACCACACAUCCUAUAUUAUUCUAAUCCGCAAGACUCUGAAAGCCCUCAUACGAUCAAAGCCUUAGCUGAAAUGCAAGCUAGAAAAUGUACACUUACUAUGACAACUACUAUCGUUCAUCGGGCUAAUGAAAUUCUUGCUCUUGCUAGAGAACGAGCAGAAGAUAUCGUAGCUACUGAAGUUCUGGGUAAUGCGACUUUUGUUACGACACUUUUACCUCUUGUGAUGGCUCAUCUUGGUCCACUUGCUACUUCAGAUCCCAAGAGUGCAGUCCAAGUGUUGACGUUGAUUCAAGAGAUGUUACCUCACGUUGCUGGAUUAAAUCUUCUUUCUGCAAUGGGAAUGUCUCAAGUGUCUCAAGACAGUGAGAGUCAGAGUCACUUUGUCCCUCCUGUUACUACGAGUCAUCAUUAUACUUGGCUGGAGAGUGAUCACCCUUACAAACCCGCUACUGUUUCUAAUUAUAAAGUAACAUUUCCUGAAUCUGUCAAGUGGAUGACUAUUGAAUUUACUCCUGAAUGCGGUACUGCACAACCUGAAGAUUACCUUCAACUUUACAUUCCAAACUUCAGUGGAGCUGGAAAAACUGAAGACAAUGCUAUUUAUUUACCAGUAUUACAUAAGAUGAGUAAUGUUUCAACACAAUGGCCUCAAUAUGCUAUUGUUUUACCAGGCAACGAAGUGAUAUUUUCUUUAGAGACUGCGUCAGAUUAUAUGAAAGAUGAUAUGUCUGUUACGUAUGGAUUUAAAUGUUUAAUCAUCGGCUACGAUUGGAUUUCGUCCGGCAAUGGAUUAAAAAAUUUAGAGAUUGAAUUGUCGUUUCUUGGUGGUGCUUGUGCAGCUAGUCUGAUGAAGAAAAGUCUUAUUUUACCUGCUGUUUCAAUGGAAGAAGUGGAAGAUAAUGUGAAGCUUGCACAGGAAACAUCUCGGAAAAUAUUCUCCAUUCAUUCUUCAUUGUUAAGCAGAGGAUUCGCCCUUGCAGCACCUCCAACAGUGACCCAGGCCCUGGAUGGUGUGAUCCCGUUUAGGUGAGUGAGAUAAUUUUCUUAAUGCAUGAAAACUUCCACAAGUUGAUUAUCGUGAUUAGAUUAAUUAACUAAUUAAUCUUGGAAAGUUGAAAAUUUAUCAGAAUUUUCGGCGAU
Molecule: messenger RNA, 6833 nt
Organism: Chelonus insularis
Lineage: Eukaryota; Metazoa; Arthropoda; Insecta; Hymenoptera; Braconidae
Product: E3 ubiquitin-protein ligase MYCBP2-like
Exons: 11
Coding region: 157-6723 (2188 amino acids)
Biological process (GO): axon guidance; regulation of synaptic assembly at neuromuscular junction
Cellular component (GO): plasma membrane; nucleus
Molecular function (GO): ubiquitin protein ligase activity
Source: RefSeq, a predicted model, not a curated record